CCCCACAAACUCCUAAUAUUAUCUAUCACUCAAUCCAUCCUCUCCUCCCCGGCCAAAUCCAUAGCUAGAAACCGAAGCAAUGAAGGAGAAGGACUCCAACUCCAAGCCCAUGUGGCGCCCUCUCACGGCGAAAUCGUGCUGCGCGGUGGACGAAGGCCAGACCCUCUUCUGCGGCAACUUCAGCCGAUGCCGGCCCUCGCGGUCGGAGUUCUCCAAGAACGUGGCCCCGCUGCCGUCCUUCCGGAAGCUGUCCUUCUCGGACCUGAGCAGGUCGUCCUCGGUCAGGAUCGCGGAGGAUCUGGCCCAGUCGUUUGGGCCGGACCUUCUGGACUUCCAGCUCGGUGAGCUCCGGGCCGUGACCCAGAACUUCUCGGCCCAUUUCCUACUCGGAGAAGGCGGGUUCGGGAGGGUGCACAAGGGCUACGUGGACGAGAACUUGAGGCAGGGGCUUAAAUCUCAGCCGGUUGCCGUUAAGCUCCUCGACAUUGAAGGCCUCCAAGGUCACCGUGAGUGGCUGGCGGAAGUAAUCUUUCUGGGGCAGCUUCGACACCAAAACUUGGUGAAGUUGAUUGGUUACUGUUGCGAGGAGGAAGAUCGUCUCUUGGUGUACGAGUUCAUGCCUCGAGGCAGCUUGGAGAAUCAUUUGUUCAAAAGACUAUCAGUGACGCUACCAUGGGGGACAAGGUUGAAGAUAGCGACAGGUGCAGCUAAGGGUUUGGCCUUCUUGCACGGCGCUGAAAGUCCGGUCAUCUAUCGUGACUUCAAGACCUCCAACGUCCUCCUUGACUCCGAUUUUACUGCCAAGCUAUCAGAUUUUGGGCUGGCGAAGAUGGGCCCAGAAGGAUCAAAAUCCCACGUCACUACCCGAGUCAUGGGAACCUACGGCUACGCCGCACCGGAGUACGUCUCGACGGGCCACUUGACGACCAAGAGCGACGUCUACAGCUUCGGCGUCGUUUUGCUCGAGCUUCUCACGGGGAGGCGGGCCAUGGACAAGUCGAGGCCCAAGCCCGAGCAGAACCUGAUUGACUGGGCCAAGCCGUACCUCAGCGGCGGGAGCAGCAGGCGGCUCCGCUACAUCGUGGACCCAAGAUUUGCCGGGCAGUACUCAGUGAAAGGAGCCAAGCAGCUGGCCCAUCUGGCGACCCAGUGCGUGAGUUUGAACCCCAAAGACAGGCCCAAAAUGCCAGCCGUUGUCGACACUCUCGUAGCUAUCCAGCAGUACAGUGACAUGGCAGUGAGCUGCGGUCAGUGGCCGCCGUCUCCCAAGUCUUCUUCCAGGUUUGGGGUCUCCCCAAAUACCAAAGGUAGGAAGGUGGUGGAUGGUGGCCGGGGAUCUGGUUACCGGAGAUCAGCUCCGGCCGCCGCGGCCAAAAAGGUGUAGGAAGGGUUUGUUUUGGAGUUUGAUUGGAAGGGCGUCAAGGUGUGAAACUGUAAAUUAUGGUACUUAAUUUGAGUGUGGGGUGGGUGGACCGUGGAUGUAUGGGUGUUUUGGUGAUGGCAUGGAGAAGUUGGGGCAGCACUACUUGCGUGAUCCUCCUACUUUUCCUUUGUAAAUAUGUAUGGAACCAUGGAGUGCCUAAAUAUGUACGUAUUUAGUAGUAAUUUUGGGU
Molecule: messenger RNA, 1613 nt
Organism: Linum tenue
Lineage: Eukaryota; Viridiplantae; Streptophyta; Magnoliopsida; Malpighiales; Linaceae
Source: the annotation of a GenBank genome assembly